AUGGAUCUCCAAGAAUUCAGGAGCGACGACAAACAACAAGCUUUCCAGAUCCAACCAGCCGCCUCAAACCCGUCAAUCACCGGUGCAGCCACCACGGUGGUUGCCACUCGAAAGAAGCUAACUUUGCUCCCGCUUGUGUUCCUCAUUUACUUCCAAGUGGCCGGCGGUCCUUACGGCGAAGAGCCAGCAGUUCAAGCGGCUGGAUCGUUAUUCGUGAUUAUUGGCUUCAUUGUCUUUCCAUUCUUAUGGAGUGUCCCUGAGGCAUUGAUCACGGCGGAGCUGGCGACCACCUUUCCUGGUAAUGGCGGUUUUGUGAUAUGGGCGGAGCGAGCCUUCGGACCCUUUUGUGGCUCCCUCAUGGGUACUUGGAAGAUCUUUAGCGGAAUCAUGAACAUUACCGCCUUCCCAGCAUUCUUCAUCAGCUACGUCGAGAAAAUAUUCCCAGCCUUAGAAUCCGGUUGGCCUCGCCAAAUUGCCGUCUUUGUUUCGACGAUACUCCUCUCGCUUCUCAACUACUUUGGGUUGACAAUUGUUGGAUACGUUGCCAUUGUUUUGGCUUUUAUUUCGUUCUUACCGUUCAUUUUAAUGACCUUGAUUGCCAUGCCAAAGAUCCGGCCUCGCCGGUGGUUUAGCUCCGGCGAGAUGGGCGUGAAAAGGGACUGGAAUUUGUAUCUCAAUACUCUCUUUUGGAACCUCAACUUUUGGGACAAUGUAAGUACAUUGGCUGGUGAAGUUGAGAAUCCACACAAAACUUACCCUGUUGCCCUAUUUGUUUCUGUUAUAUUCAUCUCUCUCUCUUACAUAAUCCCGUUGCUUGCCGUCAUCGGCGCCGUCCCGGUGGAACAAAGCGCGUGGGGUCCGGGGUUUCACGCACAGGCCGCCGAGUUCAUUGGUGGGAAUUGGCUGAAAAUCCUCCUGGAUAUUGGUGCAGGCUUAUCGGCAAUUGGCAUGUAUGAAGCGCAGCUAAGUAGCAGUGCGUAUCAAAUCCUAGGGAUGGCAGAGAUCGGGAUUCUGCCGAGGUUCUUCGCUUCAAGGGCGAAAGUUUUCGAAACGCCAUGGGUAGGGAUCUUGAUAUGCACGGGAGUGUCCCUCGGCGCCUCCUGCAUGCAGUUCUAUGACAUCGUGGCAUCUGCGAACUUCAUUUAUAGCUUGGGAAUGUUGUUGGAAUUCACAUCAUUCAUAUGGUUGAGAUGGAAGCAACCAGAGCUAUGGAGGCCAUUCAAGGUUCCAAUGGAACUGCCAUGGUUAGUGGCCAUGUGCUUAUUUCCAGUUGCUUUAUUGGUGGUUUUGAUGAUUUUAACUCACAAGAUUGUGUUCUUUGUGAGUGCUAUAAUGACUUUGGUUGGAACUCUAUGGUACAUUUUGAUGAACCUUUGCAAGAGGAAGAAGAUAUUCAAGUUCAAUGAGGCAAUGAAUGAUGUAGACAAUGAUCAAUGGGUCAAAGUCAUGGACCUUAAAAUGUAUUCUAUGUACUCCCAAUUCAGUACGAGAGCAUGUAAAUCCACUUGA
Messenger RNA from Benincasa hispida (wax gourd), 1509 nucleotides. Lineage: Eukaryota; Viridiplantae; Streptophyta; Magnoliopsida; Cucurbitales; Cucurbitaceae. The record is from RefSeq and is a predicted model, not a curated record.